This is a messenger RNA of Lathyrus oleraceus (garden pea), 378 nucleotides long. RefSeq lists its product as uncharacterized. NCBI's taxonomy places the organism in Eukaryota, Viridiplantae, Streptophyta, Magnoliopsida, Fabales, Fabaceae. The coding region runs from base 1 to 378 and encodes 125 amino acids. The record is from RefSeq and is a predicted model, not a curated record. The transcript is spliced from 2 exons. Gene Ontology annotation, molecular function: nucleic acid binding; RNA-DNA hybrid ribonuclease activity.
AUGACUUCAUGUGUUUUGUUAGGGCACAAUAAUAAAGUUGACGAUAAAGCGGGUUGUGGAGGCCUUAUAAGAGAUAGUUUUGGAAAGUGGAUAUCCGGUUAUUCUAAGAACUUAGGAGUUUGUAAUUCUUUAGUUGUUGGACUACGGGGAGUGUUGGAAUGGUUGAUGAUUGCUAGAAUGCUAGGAAUGAAAGUUGGUGAAGUUAGUGAGGAUUCCAUUCAAGUAGCUAACGAUAUUAAUAAUCGAAAGAUUCUUAAUCCUAUGGGAAGAACAUUAAUGAAUAGGAUUAGAGAUCUUAUUGAUCUUGAGUGGAAAAUAGGAAUGCUUAUGGAGGCCGAUUUAGAAGGAACUCUGGUUCCUUAUUUUGUUGUGUCUUAG